Molecule: messenger RNA, 5699 nt
Organism: Ostrea edulis (European flat oyster)
Lineage: Eukaryota; Metazoa; Mollusca; Bivalvia; Ostreida; Ostreidae
Product: leucine-rich repeat and calponin homology domain-containing protein 2-like
Exons: 20
Coding region: 68-3175 (1035 amino acids)
Molecular function (GO): protein binding
Source: RefSeq, a predicted model, not a curated record
GUGCAGAUGAUAACAGAAAAAAUGGAAGAAAGCUGAGACUCAUCAUGGUAUCAGUGUAGGAAGUAUAAUGGCAAAUACUUUCAGUGGGGGAUCAGUAGUAACAGUUUCUAGGCCUCUGGAUCGAAUAUUUGAUGAUGCUCAACAUACCGGCGAAGUUAUCCUCUGUGGUCGUAAAUUAAAGGAGUACCCGAAAAUAGCAGGAAAAUAUGAUCUUGUAGACACCGUCUCCAUAGAUCUUUCCAAAAACAGAUUUACUGAAAUCCCACCAGAAAUCUUUGAGUAUCGCUCAGCAGAAUUAUUAAAUUGUUACCACAAUGCCAUCAAGUUUGUACCCGAGGCAUUGUUACAGUUACAGAAUCUCACUCAUCUUUGUCUCAGUCGGAAUCAGCUGACAGUCAUACCCCCAUUCAUUAAAUGUUUACAAGCUUUAGAAGUUUUCCUUGCCAGUCACAACAAAUUAGUUUCCUUACCAGAGGAAAUAGGGGAACUGAAAAGGCUAAUGGAAAUAGAUGUUAGCUGUAAUGAAAUAUCUCACUUGCCAUCACAGAUAGGGGAUCUAAAAUCCAUGCAGUCUCUAAACGUUCGACGGAAUUUGAUAAUAGAGUUACCUGUAGAAUUAAGUAAAUUACAUCUACGGAAGUUAGACUUCUCAGGCAACAAGAUUUCAACUAUACCUACAGCAUUUCGUAAGAUAGAGACAUUAGAAGAGAUUGUAUUGGACCAUAAUCCUCUAACCAUGCCCCCAGCUCGCGUUUGUAUCAAAGGUAAGCGGCACAUGAUGAAGUUUCUUCAGAUGGAGGCAAUCCGAGAAGAACAGAAGAGAGACAAUGACGCAGAAAUGAAGAAAUUGGUUCGCAAAUCCAUGCCUCCUCAAAACUCAGUAUCUGCUGAAGAAUUUAUGACAGAUCCAUUACAAGACAAAUGGAAGAGACACACGGUACUAAGUAACGAUUCAGGGUACAGCACAACAGACAGCUUGGAAAAGAUUGCCUGGGCAUCCAAUGUAUCAGAGGCGUUAGGCCAACGGCAGCAUGGCGAUUCAUCAGCAUUUAAAGUUGUCAUGGCUAAUGGUCCAGAAUUAGAUCUGCCACGGCGAGCAUUUGAAUCUCGUCCUCCUCCAAUAAACACAGCUUACAGUGGACCAAUCAACAAUCAGUUCUCACCUAAGACCCCCACCCCUGUGUAUCCACCAACAGAAUUCUCCUCGCCCCCAGGAGAAGUAUCGCCUCCGUCACCUUUGACCCCAGUUACUCCCAGAAUUCCAAUUAGCAACAGUGACUCCUCAACAUUUUCAGAGAAUGAGUUUUCAAGGGAACUUAACCGACAGAAGGUGGAAUACGAACGCAAGAAGAAAACGGCAGAACAGUUACGGAUCCAACAGGAGGAAGAAGAGAAAGAACAUAGGCGAAAAGCGGCCCAGAAAAUUCAGGAGGAGCAGAAAGCUCUGCUGGAGAGACAAUGGCAAGAAUCCAGGGCUAAUGAAGCAGCAGAGGAAAGCCGAAGGGCAGAGCAAAGAGUGGAAGAACCAAAGGUGGAAGUGCCACGUACAGAACCAGAGCAUAAAAAGGGGACAGAGGAAGCUAGACGUUCUGUAGAAAACAAUUACAAGGUUUAUCCUGGCCGACACCCUGCAGAUUUCAACACCCCCACCCCCUAUGGUUAUAGACCUCAGUAUAACCAUGGAAAUGUGUCCCCUUACUCUCCCGUCUCUCCGGGAUCCUCCCCUGGAUAUUCACAUGGACAGAUAAUUCAUUCUCCAUGGGGGAAUGAACGCCAAAGCCCUCAGGGGAAUUCCCCACAUGGGAUAUCCCCACAAGGGGUCUCGCCAAACAGGCCCACAAACAUGUAUGCCCCUCGUGCAUGUGGAAACCCUCCAAGGACUCUGUCACUUGACUCUCAGCAUUAUUCUGGAUAUGUACAAGAUGCUAGCAUGGGAAUUGGCAGUUCUUCCGUUCACUCCCCUCCUAAUGUUUCCUCGCAUUCCGCAAAGACGUCUCUGCCUCACUAUGCUGCUCCCUUACAACGGAAUAGCAGAAAUGCGAUGGAUACCUAUAGCAUGAAUUAUAGAAAACCAAAUCAAACCAGCAACAGCGUGAACAAAGACCAGCAGAAGCCAACAAAUGUUCCGCUGCGACGACAGGGUUCAGAACCAAACCAGAACCCUCCGUCAAAUCUUCCUACAGGCAAAUCAGCAGGGGCUAAAACAGGGGCCGCUGGUGGCCCCAGCUCCACCUCGCGAAUCAAAACACCUGCUACCAGAGGCAUUCCCGUGUUGCAGCACAAACCGGGCAGUGCUGUGAAUGGAGGGAACAGCCCUGGGAUUUCCCCGAGUCCCAGCCCGAGGUCUUCCCUAGGAUCCACAGGUACAAACAGUCCCAAUUCUUCAACAUCUUCACUACACAAAGUCGGAGAAAAGAGUGGGACUGUCACGCGGAGAACCAAAACCUCAGUCAGUACUCCGUCAUCAGGGAGGGCCCCAGCAGGUGGGGAGAGGAGCAAUAUGCCUCCCCCCACACCUGCCAGAUCUACGUCUAACCGACCAUCAACAGGUUCUGCACAAGAGGAUAGCAAACAAAGUCGAGGUGGACGAUCCACCCCAGGUGAUGACAAGAGACAAGUGCAGAAAAACGCUGUCAACAGUUUGAUAGCCAAGCGAGAGGAUAAGAAAACGCCUCCAAACCCCCCACUGAGAACCAGUUACGGAGCGGCAUCUAGAAGAUCUGCUGGAUCUGGAAGUGCAAUGAGAGUAAUUGAUAGCUAUAAGGAAACUGAUACAAAUUUUACUCUACGCCGACAAGAGGACCGUAUGAAGGAGGAGGCUGAACAGUUGAAUCGCCUCAGAAUAACAAUAGAGAAGAGAUUGAAGGUGACCUUGCCAGAUAAUUUACCCGAGUCUCUGAAGGACGGUGUGCUGCUAUGUCAGUUCGCCAACAAUAUCCGACCUCGCUCGGUUCUCAGCAUCCACGUCCCCUCUCCUGCUGUGCCAAAACUUACAAUGGCGAAAUGCCGCAAAAAUGUUGAAAAUUUCCUAGAAGCUUGUCGGAAGAUUGGAGUUGGAAAGGAGCAGAUCUGUAGUUCACAGGACAUUCUGGAUGAGAGUGGAAUUAUACGUGUGUCUAUAACAAUUGCAGCCUUAGUAGCAGUAUCAGCAAAUCCCAAAUCAUCAGCUGUGUAGCAGAAAUCCCAAAUAAUCCCAGGAUCCCAAAACUUACUAGUUAAUUACGCAAGUCUCGCCAUUACCAUUCAGUUGUCAGCGCCAGUAUUAUCGGUGAGAUCAAGGAUUCCCAAAUUUGGGAUCUCAAGUCCUAAAGUAGAUGUACAUUGUACACACAGGAUUGGAGAGAGAGAGACAAGUCCUAAUCCUGAGUUGGGAGUGCAUUUCAAUGAUAAUUCUACACUUAUCUUCAGAGGAACAUCAAAGUCAUAUCGAGGAUUUCUCGUUGAAUCAAGUACCUAUAUCAAUGUAUGAAGUCCACACAUUACUGGGAUAUAAUCAGUCAGGUGUUUGUGUCUCUCCUUUUAUCCAGUACAUAUAUAACCAGGGUCACAGACUGUGAUAAUACUCAAGUUCACUGUAUAAAUGUGGUAUAAAUAUUGUACUUAAGAAAUAAGUAGUAGCUGUAGGAGGCCUCAGCCUGGGUGUGGAGCUGUGUUAAGGGGUACCACAUGUACGCUGUAUAGAAUUGUUACUGGAGACUUUUCACACCCCUUGUACCCAUGUAGUGUCAUUGGAAGUAAUUUCCAACAUGCUAUGGUUCGUAUGAAAUGAUUGGUCUCUGUAAAACAUGUUACAUAUAAUGUAACAGCAGAUCAAAAUAUGCAUGAACCAAUACUAAAUUGGAUGGGUUUUUUGGUUUUUUUUAUACAUGUCACAAAUUUUAUCAUUCUUUUAAUUUUGAAAUCGCCAUCACAAUUUAGAAUUAAUUUGCUGGGUUUGUUCCAAAGACAUCAGAUCAAAAUCAACCUGCCAAAGAAAUUCAACAAGUUGGUUAAAAUAGUAGUGGAAUAAGGAAAAGUGAUGAACAAAGAAACUCUUGGGAGUGUACCUCAAUGGUACUGUUUUGAAAAUUGUUUUUGCAGAUUUUUCCUUGAUUGUAUUUUCCAUAUGUAGUAUAUCUUCAACAUAUUGUAAAAUGUAAUGAUGAAUAGUGCUACUAAUUUAGCUUCGGACACAUGUGCUAGAUGAAAUAUCUCCGACAUGCUUGUUUGCAAAAAAUAAAAAUUUCAGUUUUUGCAAUUACAGAAUCCUUGUUCUGAUGGUGCCAUAUUGUAAUCAAGAAGUGAUGCCUACCCCUAGCUUUUGCCUUACACAUCUCUGGUCCCAGUCUGUAGUCACAUAUCUAUGAAAUGUUUGCCUUAUACGCUGUAUCUCGUUACUAGGUUUCAGUUAUCAGAAGAUGGACAUGAAGGAAUUCUUAUUGAGUACCUCUAAUUCUGCUCAAUGAUUAUGUCUCAUUAACGUUAAGCAGCAGAAUCUCUCCUAUAAUUUCUGACUGCUUGUUCUGUUUGAAAUAUACGCCAUGGUCUUUACUGGCUAAGGUAAAUAUGUGUAUCAGAUUUAAAGAUUUUAUCAUCAGCAUUCUGUGUCAUUUUUUACUUUUACACAUGUACAGUACAAACUGCCAAUUCAAAACAAUUGUUUUGUUUUAUCGUUUUAUGUGCAAUAAUUUUUGUUAUGUGAUAAUGAUCAUGAUAGGCAAAUUAUUAAUUGUUCAUGUCUAAUGCAUGUUAAAUUAUACAGCAAGGAGCUGGGACUCAACACUGUACACAGCCUUGCAUUCAUUUGGAGUUAUUUUCAGUUUCUGUUCAAAAACCAUUUUCAUCUCCAUUCUAUAUAUAUAGUGAGGUGAUCACCAUGGUUUUAAUUUUGCAGUUUGUGUUUAAACUGAAAAAAGUGAAAAUUAAAUUCCAGUAAAAAUAAGGCUGUGUACAGUGAGAUGUUUCCGUGUGAAAUACUUUAUUUUGACACCAAAAUCUUUGCAUUCUAAUGGAUUACCACAAAAUUUUGUGCUAUUACAGGUACAAUAUACUUGCUAGUCUUCAAAAUCUUCACUGUUUGAUUUGUCCAUUGCCACUAACAACUAUGCAGUGUCUUUUGUAUACGCUUGUAAAUAUCCACAAUGAGAUUAUGACUGUUGACCUUCGAUUAAGACCAUUUUGUCUACACAUUUCUACAUCAUUGUUUUCAAUUGUAUCGGAGACAGGGAUCCAAGAUUAGGAUUUUUUUUUUUUUGGAAGAAAUAAUUGCCAAUUGAGUGUACAAACCAAUUAACGUUGGAUACUCAAAAGAAAUGCUUUCGUUGAAUAUAUAGACUUUCAGUUAUUUUAAUAUCAUUAGGUUUGAAUCUUUAAAAUGUAUUUAUAACAUAAGUUCUUUUUUUAUACAUGUAUAUUUAAAACUGUUCAAAGCAAAUUUUAAUUCAAAUCAAACAGAUUGUGUUAUAUUAUUUAUUUGUAACUCUUCAGAAUACCUGUGUUCUGCUUUGCCGCAAAUCAUUCACUCAGACUAUCCGAUAUCAGCUUUUGUAUAUAAAUUACAUGUAGCAGAAUAUAUAAACAACAGAAGUUUAAAUCGUUGUGGUUUUGCAACCAUUAAUUUGCUUUUCACUGUUAUGUAUGUAUGCAAGGUAAUUUAAAGAUGCAUAGACCUAGGUCAAGAAAAGAAGAGUUUUAAGAUAAAUAAAAUACUAAUUAGAAUA